AUGGAGCGUAAUUCCAUUAACAGUCGCAAAACUAGAGGAGGUGGAGUUUUGAUAGCAGUAGCGUCGAAUUUAAGUUGUAGCAUCGAUCCAGCACCGGUGAGCAACAAGUUGGAGCAGAUUUGGGUUAAAAUCAAACUGCAAAGCAAUUUCGUCAGUAUUGGGGUGCUCUAUCUUCCUCCAGAUCGUAGAGACGAUCAGAGCCUUAUCCAGCAACACAUUGAGUCUAUUGAUUCCGUUGUAUCUAACUUAAAUCAGUCUGAUAUUGUCAUCCAGCUUGGCGAUUACAAUCACCCUGAAUUACAUUGGACUCGCUCUGAAGAAGGGGGCUUCAAAUUAGAUGCUUCUCGUUCACGAUUGACUACAGCAGGUAGCUUAUUGUUCGAUGGCUUUUGUUUUCAUGGAUUAACCCAGAUGAAUUCAGUGCUCAACUGUAACUCAAAAAUACUGGAUUUGGUCAUGGUGAAUGACCAGGGUCUGUUAACUUCAGUCUUCGAAACCAUUGAUUCGUUAGUUCAAGUCGACGCUCAUCACCCUGCUCUUGUGAUCGCUGUACCUGUGUCCUUGCCUACGCUAUACGAACCAUCGUUAGAUAACACUCGUAUGCAAGUUUCAGCCUCCCAAAUAGAUGCAGCAAUACAAGACGCUCCAGCAAAUAGUUUUGAUUUCCAUCUAGAUGUAAUAUCUGAUGAGCAGGUGCUAUGCGCGUUGCGCAAACUGAAAUACUCCGUAUCAUCUGGGCCAGACGGGAUUCCAUCCGCUGUGUUGAAAAAGUGCUCAAUAACGCUCAUCACCCCGCUUGUAAAACUGUUCAACAUUUCAUUACGACGAGGAGUAUUUCCGACUAACUGGAAGGUAUCUUUCAUGUCUCCGAUCUACAAGAAAGGCGAUAAAUGUAGCAUUGCCAACUACAGAGGAAUCCACAUCACUGUGUGCCUGCUCUAA
Messenger RNA from Armigeres subalbatus, 942 nucleotides. RefSeq lists its product as uncharacterized. The transcript is spliced from 2 exons. The coding region runs from base 1 to 942 and encodes 313 amino acids. NCBI's taxonomy places the organism in Eukaryota, Metazoa, Arthropoda, Insecta, Diptera, Culicidae. Gene Ontology annotation, biological process: larval heart development; cell adhesion involved in heart morphogenesis. The record is from RefSeq and is a predicted model, not a curated record. Gene Ontology annotation, cellular component: extracellular matrix.